Messenger RNA from Endocarpon pusillum Z07020, 2496 nucleotides. RefSeq lists its product as uncharacterized. Gene Ontology annotation, molecular function: protein binding. Bases 1 to 2496 code for a protein of 831 amino acids. The record is from RefSeq and is a predicted model, not a curated record. Lineage: Eukaryota; Fungi; Ascomycota; Eurotiomycetes; Verrucariales; Verrucariaceae. The transcript is spliced from 2 exons.
AUGCUUCUUCAAGCAGUAGCGUCUAUCGCAGCCAACACCUUCCAGCCGCUGGUGAAGUUGAGCGGUACUUACUCUCCACCCUUACUCGCGCAGGAUCAUGCCAGUUGCCACACUGCCAUGAAUCACCCAAAAUCCUACUUGCACACAAAGAAACCGGCGCCCUGCCUCAGCGUUUACAACGACGGUGGUUGUCCGCAUUCCGCGCCCCCCAAAAUCGGUCAGAGCCAGAGCACAGAACGUAGAGCGAGGCUACAAGCGCAAAUAGCUUCUCUGGUGAAUGCGCGCGGCGAUGUUGAGACCGAUCGAGUGGCAUACGACGAACUGCAGGAACUCAUGGAUUCAGAAACUUCUGACGACACACCUGCGAAAGCUGAUCAGGAUGAUUCAAUUGAGCCAACUGAACAAGAACUCGUAGAGCAGAUUCACUACUUGAGAAAUGUUCGGGAAUUGGAGAGAAAACUAGAGAAGGCACGCCACAAAUUGCACCUAUCCAUGCAAAGACGCGAUCAGAAGCGCAGAAGGGCUUAUUGGCAGGAAGAGGCAUACCAGGAUCAGCAACGAGUCGAAAUGAUGGAUCUCACUGAGGUCGAAAUGACACCUGCCUCUCGGCCAACUGUAAAGCUAAAAAAAGAGGAUUUCCUUGGUCUUGUCGACUUAUACUUUUACUCCCAUCGAAGCAGGUUCUUGUCCGAGUCGCCCGAUGCUUCACCAACACCUUUGCAGCUAGAUGAUUACAGCUUCAAAGUCUCGGAAGACUUUAGUCCGCCAACAAAUGCAGAGUCUGAUCUGGUUCGAGAUGAAGAAGGCACUCCUGUCUCUCCGCUUCAUCAUGUAGAGAUGGAGAUAAAGAUACGCAAAAUGAACGAGAUUAAAGUAUUGCAGAAGCUCGUGGAUCUGCUAUUAGAUGACUACUCGUCACUCGAGGACCUUUUUCGAGCUUACAAGGCGUUGCCACAGCCCGGUGUAUCAUAUCUUCCUGGUGGUGUGAUUCGGCUAUUCCUUCAACGCAUGUCUACGCCCUGGAGGAAGUCGGAGAGAGCCUUGCUUCGAUACCUGUCGUUGUUAGAUGAUAUGCAGCUUGCCAGGCUACCAAUUACGGCAUGGGAAUGGUCUUCUGCUAUCUAUCUUGCAGGUCAGUCAUUUAACAACGUGUCUAACUCUGACGUCUCUGCAGCUUUCCGUGUCUGGCGUCAGAUGGAGAAGGAUGCGGGAGUAGCAGCUCGCGCUGUGACUUUUAAUAUCCUGUUCGACAUCGCUGUGAAGGCUGAAAAGUUUGUGCUUGCUGAGGAACUCCUGCGAGAGAUGCACGAUCGUGGCUUUCGGCUCAAUCGCCUUGGCAGAGUCAGCCUGAUAUAUUAUUAUGGUAAGAAAGGUGAUGGAGAUGGCGUCCGAAAGGCUUAUCGCGAUUUUGUCGAGGCUGGCGAAAUAGUUGACACGCUUGUGUUGAAUUGUGUGAUGGCAUCCUUGAUCAAUGCCCAAGAGCCUGCUGCAGCAGAACAGGUUUAUGAGCGGAUGAAGGGAAUGCAAGAGCGCCUGCGAAGAGGCAAAAAUGGCGACGGUGAUGAAGCUCUUUUCCUGAAGUAUCCACCUCCUGGUCCAGACAAAAUUGGGAACGAGAUGGCAUCGAACGCCCUUGGUCGAGUACUCCUCAAGGCAAGCAGGCUGAGGACUGUUCUACCGGAUCAUCACGAUGACCUACAGAGCAGGAUGCCUCUAACUCCUGAUGCAAUUACUUAUCGAGUCCUGAUGUCUCACCAUGCAAGGACAUCUGGGAACGUCGAUCGUCUCACUGUGCUUCUGGACGACAUGACUCGGCAAUUCCGGAUUCCCAUCACAGAAAUGACCUUCCAGUUACUCUUCAGAGGCUUUGCCAUGCACGGUGGCUCUGAUCGUAGCGAUGCCAAAUGGACACAACAACGACUGCACAUCGCUUGGGCGGCUUGUGUCGUCUGCAUGAAUGCAGGCAAAGCAAGGGAAACUGGCACAAGUCAGAAGCCGUCCCGCCUUGAUCUGCUAAGCGUCAAGGACGCAGAGGCAAUAGCUGCAGAUGAAGAAAAGCGUGCCAUUGAGGAAGCGUCUAAACGACCUAAACCGCGAAGACCAACCGCCUGGCAUACGUUCAUAAAGCAGUUCGCAAGCCCUUACCCCGAGACAAAGCCGUUCGACCUGUACUCGACAAUUAUCAACGCAUCUGAGCCCGAAGGCGAGAACGAAGCCGGUAGUGGUGAAGAAUACCGUCUACCUAGAGUAGAUCUCACACCCAGAAUUGCUCCUGCUGAGGAAACGGCAGAUCCAAAUUCCAUUCAGCCAACCAAACAUUUGGUCUUAUGGGCUAUCCGGGCCUUCACACGAUGUACGGCCAGCAGGUCCGUGCUUGAAGAUGUCUGGUAUCAGAUCCAACGAAUCUGGCGACCUUCGGAUGUAAAUGAGCAAGCUGUUGCUAUACGUGAGAUUCGUCGGGCUCUCAGGUAUUGCGAUACCCACGGCAAAGAGUAG